AUGGCCGCCCCGCCGCCCCCGCCCCUCGCACUCACAACCCUCCACGACCAGCUCCUGACCCUCGAGCGCCAAAAGGCCUCUCUGACCGCGCAGCUGCUCUCCCUCCGCGCCACGCACCCCCUCUCAAACACCUCACCACCCACCCCGCCCUCCUCCUCCUCUUCCUCCUCCUCCUCUUCCUCCUCAUCCCCCGCCUCUUCCUCCCCCGCCUCCGCCACCACAACCGCUACAAGUACGCAAAAGACAACACAAGAGCCACUGACGGACGCCGACCACCUCAGCGCCGUGUUCGCCUCCACCACGGCCUCCGCCGCAGCUUCAAUCGCGCGCCUCCACCGCAUCGCCGGCAUCACAACGUUUACCAUCCGCGACCCGUCGCCGCCGCAUACCACGCUGCUGGGCGUCAGGAUCGAGGUGUUUUGUAACCGGCAAUUCCACCCCCCCACUACCUACACAUAA
This is a messenger RNA of Morchella importuna, 459 nucleotides long. RefSeq lists its product as uncharacterized. Lineage: Eukaryota; Fungi; Ascomycota; Pezizomycetes; Pezizales; Morchellaceae. The record is from RefSeq and is a predicted model, not a curated record. The coding region runs from base 1 to 459 and encodes 152 amino acids. The transcript is spliced from 2 exons.